Mya arenaria is the source of this 28624-nucleotide messenger RNA. RefSeq lists its product as uncharacterized. The transcript is spliced from 199 exons. The record is from RefSeq and is a predicted model, not a curated record. Gene Ontology annotation, cellular component: extracellular region. NCBI's taxonomy places the organism in Eukaryota, Metazoa, Mollusca, Bivalvia, Myida, Myidae. Gene Ontology annotation, molecular function: protein binding; peptidase inhibitor activity. The coding region runs from base 159 to 27059 and encodes 8966 amino acids.
AAGCAGCAGUGUUUAAAUACAAAUUGUGAAAGGCUAUUUAUUCAACACGGAGAAUUGACGGACGUUCAAUACACAUAUCUACCAAACCUUUUAAUGUUUUAGAUGUAUGUUUUGCAUCUUGAGCUAUAGUUUUGUUGUGAUCCUAAGUGGAAUUUAGGAUGACUGAUUCCGAUGACCCUAGGAAAUCUCAUCGGACAUUUCGAGACAGUCAAAACAGUAAUGCCGGCCUGCCACUAAACGAGGGCUACCAGUACUAUCCGCGCUACUACCCCUCUUGGUCCUGGGGUGGAAGUGAACAAACGUACAACAUGGCCGCCAAUACUGGUAUAGAAGGCGGCCGUUUUUACCAGGUGUCGGAGGACGGGAAACGAUACGAGUACCCUGGUAUGGCUGCGUACGACAAUGUCGGCGCUUUUGGUGGACGCCCAUCAAAAGGAGGCAGCUACAAGCUGAAACCACCCUCAGAUAUGUCUGAUGGGACAACAAGUUUCGGGAGCCCUGCGGGUCGGCGGCGGUGCUGCGUCGUGAUGUCCAUCGUCGGAUUGUUCCUACUAGUCGCCGCCGGUGUAGCCAUCGGAAUCUACUUUGGCGUGGUAGAUAAACCUGGGAACGAACAGCAGACGUCCACGAUGUCGCCAGUCGCAGCGAAGAGCAUUCAGUUGACGAUGGCCGUGGAGGGCACAUACAGCUCAGCCCUUGAUGAUCCAGCCUCACCCGAGUAUCAGGCGAAAGAGCAGGCAGUCAUUAAAGAGGUUGACGAGGCCAUGGCAGACACACAGAUGGCCAACAGCUACAUUGGCUUUCGGGUGGAUGGGUUCAGCAAUGGCAGUAUUAUUGUCCAUGGCCAGGCUGAAUUCCAGGCAGCCACCUACAGGAACAUUGACGGAAGUACAAUGACGAUAACCAAGGAUAAUAUGAAGAGUCAGUUGAUGGCGUCUCUAGAGAGGAAGCCUACCACUGGCAUCGUCAUUGACACCAUCCAGACGGCUGACGUCGUUACACCUGGCGGGUCCGUAGCAUUGGGUGAGUCUUGUGCAAGUCGCUCUGACUGUUCAGUCGUGCAGGCAGAAUGCACUGGGAACCCGAGCGUUUGCACAUGCAAAUCGACACACUUCGAUAACAACGGCGGGCUCAGUCAAGGUGUCUGUCUAAUAAAGAAGGGAUAUGGCACCUCAUGUACCGCCAAGACAAACUGCGCCACUGUUGACUCGAUAUGCAGCCAGACUGCUGGGUGUUCCUGUCCAGAAAACAAAUUCUACAAAGCUGACACUGACAGUUGUGUGCUAAAACUUGAUUUCGGAGCGGGUGAUUGUACGGAUGCCAGCAAGCAGUGUUCGACUUCCAAUGCCAUUUGUACCGUUAAUAAAUGUGCCUGCGAAAAUGCCAAUUUCCUUAAGGAUGGUGUUUGUGUUCCAAAAAUCACACAUGGCAACUCAGGAUGCAACACCAACACAAACUGCAAAACUGGAAGCGCUACAUGUGCUCUGGGAACCUGUAGUUGCUCUGGCAACAAAUAUUACGACUCAAACUCAGACAACUGUGCUCCUAAGAUAGUGAAUGGCCUUCCAUGUGAAAGCCGGGAUAUGUGCCUGUUCUCCAAUGCCAGUUGUAUUGAAACCAAAUGCUCGUGCACAGACUCCCAGUAUGAAUUGGGUUCAGCUUGUCUUGACAAGGUGCAGAAUGGGGAAGCUUGUUCGAUGGACAGAGCCUGCAUUAUCACAAAUGCCCAAUGCUUAGAGAUGGCUUGUACCUGUGACUCGACUCGUUUUCUACAGGGACUGGCUUGUGUUGAGAAGAAGGGCCAGGGGGAAUCGUGUACAGGGAAAGUCCAGUGUCUGGGAACCGGGACUGUGUGUGCAGCCAACUUAUGUGAUUGCCCCUCCGGACAAUUCUUCCACACCGAUACCCAGACAUGCAUUGACAAGUAUGAAAUUGGAGUAGAAUGCCAGAAUACAAUGCAGUGCCUGCCAAUUGAUUCAGAGUGUAGUCAGAAUGAGGACAGCACUAAGACUGUGUGCCAGUGUCCAGCCAGCAAAUAUCUCGUGGGAACAGCAUGCCUUGACAGGUUGGAUCUUGGCGAGACGUGUGACAUAUCUGGACCUGAGAAGCAGUGCCUGUACAGUUUGUCCCAGUGUAGUGGUACCCAACCCACUUGUCAAUGCCCUGAUAGCAUGUACGCCAACGCAGGAACUAAGACUUGCAUCCCAAAAAUUGCGUUUGGAGCUUCCUGUGUGGGAGACCACCAGUGUUACAUGGACGGUGUGUGCUCCUCCGGGAUAUGUGGAUGUGCAGAAACGUACUAUCAGGACACAAACAGAUGCUCAAUGAAGAAGGGGUUGGAGGGUUCUUGCGCAGCUGUUGAGGAAUGUCUGUACAGCAGUGCUGAGUGUACGGAGGGCAAGUGUCAGUGUGGCAGUGAUUACUAUGUUGAUAAUGUGGCCAACGCCUGUGUACAAAGGGUGGACCAGGGAAGUUCAUGUACAGACGCGCUCCAGUGUAAGGUGGGCGGAGCCAGCUGUCUAGGAGACGUGUGCGCAUGUACAGACACACAGUUCCUGGAUGAGGCCAACAACAGAUGUGCAGACAAGAUUACAGAUGGAGCGUGUGACUCUGCCGACAUGUGUCUACAUGAGAAUGCUGAGUGUGUUUCUUUCCAGUGUACGUGCCCAGCCGACCGCUACUUAGAUGAGGAUAACAAAGCAUGCGCACUCAAGAAGGCCCAGGGUGAGAGCUGUACAGAGUCCAGACAGUGUGCUGUUAAUGGUGCCUCAUGUGACAGUGUGUGUAAAUGUACUGACACGCAGUAUGAAGACAGCACUGGAUGCAAGCAAAAAAUCCAAAAUGGCAAUUCAUGUUCCAACACUGUCCAGUGUCUGGUUAACAACGCGGUCUGUGAUGAGUCAAGUCUUUGUACCUGCGUGAUCACAGACUACCUUGAGGGCAACGAUUGUUUUCCCAAGAAGGCCAAUGGUGAAAGCUGCAACUUGAGGGUGGAGUGUAGUGUUACUAAUGCGGAAUGUCUAGAUUCCCUUUGUGGAUGCUCUGCCACCCACUACAUCUCCGCAGAUGGCAACACUUGUAUUCUGAAGAAGGCAUAUGGGUUGAAUUGUGACACCGCCGAACAGUGUGCUACGGAAAAUGCUGCCUGUUCUGGGACGUGUACGUGCAACGAUGACAGUUUCCAUGAUACGUCAGAUGGAGCAGACGUCUGUACCCAAAAGUUGGAUUAUGAGGCUACCGGAUGUACGGAGGCGAGUCAGUGUAAGACUGGCAAUGCAGUGUGUGACAGUAGCACGUGUAUGUGUACAUCAAACAACUACUACCAGCCGGAUGAAUGUUUGCUAAAACGUGGGGACAAUGAAGCCUGUGAUAAUGCAGCCCAGUGUUUACGUGGAAACUCUGAGUGUGACCAAGUGUGCGGUUGUCCAGGAAACAUGUACAUGGAUGACUCAACCUCCCCACCACAGUGUUCAAACAAGCUGGCUUACGAGGCUGUAUGUACGUCAGAAGUACAGUGUAUCACGUCCGCAGCCCUGUGUGUCGCCAUGGAGACGGCCUCUCAGUGCAUGUGCUCCGCAAACUACUUCCAUGACAGUACCAAUGACAAGUGUACCUUCAAGGUCCUGUUCGGGGAACAAUGUAGCCAGGCAGCGGAUUGUGUCACCCCUGGGGCUAUGUGUGAAGGCACCCCGACCACUGUAUGCACAUGUGCCGAGGGGUUCUACUAUGAUGAUGUCAGCUGCAGGGAGAAAAAGGCGAACGGUGUUGUAUGUGGGACAGUUGGCGAAUGUUCGGUGACUAACUCGGUAUGCAGCAGUACAUGUCAGUGUCCGGAAGGCACGUUCCUCAAUGGAUCUCAAUGCUCAAACAAACUGAUGAAUGGAGAGGCAUGUACGGACACGCUACAGUGUCGUGUUCAGAGUGCCGAUUGUGACGGGACCUGCCAGUGUGAUGCACUACGGUACUUGGACGGUGAUGCAUGCCUUUUGUUGAAAACUCACUCCGAGUUUUGUGAGUCCGCGGAGCAGUGUUCUACUGGUGCCUGUGACAACCAUCAGUGUUCCUGCCUUGAUGGACAAUACUACUCUACAGCGGAGGGAGCGUGCAAAGAUAAGAUUGGCUACAACAUUAACUGCAACAAUGAAGCAGGGGAGUGUGUAACUGUGCAUGCCGAGUGUCUCUUUGAUGUGUGUGCCUGUCCAGAUACGUACUACGUUUCACUGGACAGGACACAGUGCUUUGACAGGAUCGGAGAUGGAGGAAUCUGUGCGAAUGAUGAUGAAUGUUCAUACACAAACGCAGCAUGUGUGGAGACUCAGUGCACAUGUGGAGCGGGCUAUUACGUGAAUCAUACAGGCUUGGCUUGUGAACAGACCAAGCCGAUUGGUGGGUCAUGCAGCAGUUCUGAGGAAUGUGGCUUCCCCGGAUCGGGAUGUGUCAGCGGAACCUGUGCGUGUUCCGACAAUAUGUACGAGGGUGCUGAUGCCUGUGAAGACAAGAAGCUAAACGGGGAGGCAUGUGGUGUGAUGGAAGAAUGUCUCGUGACGUCGGCCCAGUGUCUGUCCAGCGCUUGUAGCUGCAGUCAGGACCAAUACCUUGAGAACCUUGAGUGUCGUGCCAAGCUUGGAUACAAUCAGCCGUGUGAUGCUGACAUCACAGACCAGUGUAUGUCCAUGUUUGUAUGCAGCUCCAACAAUGUCUGUGACUGUCCAGAGGGGGAAGAGUAUAGCAUAGAUGCUUGUAUACAAGUAAUAACAACAACGCCUAUUCCCACCACUCCGGCUCCAGAUGAGAUCGUUUUUGUCGAUGUUGACGGUGAGGUUACAUUCAACCAGACAUACGACCCGGCCCUGAAUGACACAACAUCUGAAACAUUCCAGAACUAUGCCUCUGACUUCCAAACUGCUCUGAUUGAUUCAGACCCAAGCAUUGAAAGUGUCACUGUAACAGGAAUAUCAGAGGGCAGUGUGAUGGUGGUCUUCAUUGUGAAAUAUAUCAAGAUUGAAGUUGCUAUCAAUGUCACAGAUGGUGGCAACCAAGAACCAGCAGAUGUGGACGCACUGAUUGACCUUGAACAACAGAUCAAGGCCAAGGUGACAAGAACGCUAUUAAAGGUUUUGCAAGAAGAUUUCACAGAAAAAAUCAAGAAUUCUACAUACUUCAGGAAUUUAGAGCCUCCAAAAGAGACCGCAGUCAAGGUGAAGGAAGAUCCAUGUCGAGAUUUGGGUGAAAUUGCUAAACGGGCACAAAGCGUCCAGUGUCAAACAGUCCUUUCUUACACGCAAAUAACUUCCAACAUUGAGGCUCGAUGCACCGGUUACCGGCUACUGCUAGACUGUGUGAUGAUUGGCUAUAAGCAUGACAAUAGGUCGUGUCCCGCUAACACCAUGAGGAAGACUCUAGAAGACUUGGGUCUUGGGUCUCUUCAACUGAAGCAGGAAGUCAAAAAUUGUGUCUCAGGCAACAAUUACCGGUUUGAACCGAUUGAACCAGUUGACAUUGAACGGCCCUGUCACGAUCUAACGAACAUGAAAAUUGCAGCAACAAUAGCGUGCAGGGAACAUAUGCAGGCCAUCUCCAACUCCAAGGAGCCUUGCAGCUUUGUAGACCCCCUGUUCAACUGUACGCUGACGGAGCUGGUGCGUAUGUACAGGAACAGCAGUGACACGGCGAUGUGCCCCGAGGGAAACCCGAGUCGUAAUUUCAUGGUGACGGCCCUUAUCAAACACCAGAACGACUUGUUCAAAGGGAAGUCUGUCAACCUUGAGACUUGUGAGUUCUUCCUGGUGCCUAACAUGCAGUACCAUACAAGAGCAAAAUGUGGUAUGGAGUUGUUCAUACUUCGCAACUCAUCCGAGGAAGACCUAUGCUGGAACAUACAGUCUGUCAAAUUGUGUCUGGAGGGUCAUGUCAAAGCUUGGAACAAACCAAGUUCCGCUGAUGCAGUCCUUACCUUUGUGAGAAGCCAGGGUUUCCUGGACAUUGUGCAGCCCAUAAGGCCUGAACUGACCUUGGAACAUCUUCAGAAGUGUGCAGAGUACAACACGGAAAGCCUAUGCGACUCUAACUACACAGAUAUACAUGAGCUUGGUCGUAUCUGGUGCGGAAGCCAACUGUACGAGCAUUUCCGAUAUUACUAUGAAGUUCUGCGGAGAGACAGUGCUGGCGCUGAUGUUCAUUUACUCAACUGCAGAUACCUGCGUUUAAUCGAACAGUGUGUCAAGAGAGUGUCUGCACAUUACAUGCAGAAUUGCACAAGUGUCGAGUACCGUGAAAUCACAGAAGCUCUGCCUGCCCAGUAUUUACCCGUCCAGUCUAAUACGUCCAGCUGCUUUGAUGAUGUAUGUUUGAGUACUGCAAAUAUUGACCGCUGCCUGGACAUUGAGCUUCUGAUGAAAGCCAACAACUACCAAAAUGUUUGCAUGGUCGCUGAGCUUACCAUCCAGUGUAUGACAUCUACUCUACAGAUGGAAUGCUUGCCUCGCACGGUUUUAACAAACUUUCUCAUAUCAAUGCUCGAGGAGGCUCAGUCAAGAAAUGAGGUCAUGGGAUUGGAGGGCUUUGUCAAUAUCAUACAGCAAUGUCCAGUUGAAGACCUCAAGCCUAUAGACCUCUGCACUGAUGUGGACAGACUAGACACGCUAGGCCGAAUUAUGUGUGGGGACUUUGCCUAUAACAUUACAGAAAACUGCAGGGGAGCAGUGCAAGCAACAUCCUGCCUGCGUAACGGGCUAGAUAUGUACAGCAGUCAGUGUACAGAGGAGGCAAGGGUAUCUGCAGUACACCGGGCUUGGGUCAGACUCUUAACUCAACAGGCCAUGGAACACCGCAUCAAUUGCUUCUUGGGUGAUAGGGACAGUACUUGUCCUAAUGUGGAUGACCAAUACUGUCGGACAUGUGUUGGCAGAGAACCAGAUACAUGCGAUGUUCACGACGACUGUGGGGAGGAUCUCUGCUGUUCUGAUGGCUGUUCCAGGAAGUGCAUUGCCCCAAGCACAGUGACAGAAGAACCUAUGAUGGAAAAGCCUGGAACUUGCCCGAUCUAUGCCUUUGAUGCGAACCUUGGUUCAGGAUGUUGUGAUGACACUAGCUGCUCUGGAACCCGUAAAUGCUGUCAAAUUGGUGACACAAUGUAUAAUGGGAUGAAUUCAUGUGUCGAACCUGCUAACGUUACCUUAUGCAAUGACACAGAGGCUGUUAUGUCUGUGAUGCCUGUGUGUAACCUCACACAGGAGGCUGUAGCCUCACUCACUUGCGAAUCUCUUAUCAGAAAUGCAAGCUGUAUGGCAGGUCAGCUGAAUGCAGGUCGCCCACUUUUCACUGAGUGUGUUAGGGGUUCGGUCAUUCAAGCCCUUGGAGUUAAUCAGCGUAACCUGACUAGUUGCAUGGAAUACAAUGUAACAGUUUAUUUCAACAAUGAGAUCAUGAAUGACACUGCAGCUCGGAAAAAGCGUCAAAUACCAGACUCACACAUAUGCAAUCAACAAUUGGUUGACCAGUAUAUGCCAAUCAUAAUAUCCAAAAUGACGUUUGGAGACGGAGCCACUUCCGCACACUACCGCACCAUGUGGUGUAACAAUGCCUUCAUAUACCUGACAUUCUCCCUCUACACAGACAUACAAGAGCAUGAGAUCUACAAUCUCCUGCAACCACUAUUUUCCACUUACAACAACCCUGAUCUGCCAAGUGGGAUAUCUUAUUACUCUCAGACAGUUGACCUCUUCAAGAUCAAUAGGUGUAGCGACCCCAAAACAUUGAAGGGUGUUGCUUUACAUUGCUUGAGAAGUGAUGCAUAUAGGGAUUUUGCGGAUUGGCAAAUUUGCAGCUUUGGAGAGAAAAUAAACCAAUGCAUUGUUGAUGUUGUACGCGGUCUAGCCGACAAUCACUAUCAAGAUGGAGAGUGCGGCGUCUAUGAUCUCUUAAACAAUAGAAAAUUACUGGAAGACCUUAUCGAUGAUCUGCGGGUGCAUCCUGAUAUUCCGGCAAACUAUUUAGACAGACUUCAGGGAUUCAAUCCAGAUCAGUGCAUGAAAGAAGGAGAUAUAUACCCUUGUAAUGAUGAUACCAAUUUUAAGCUCUUUUAUGAUGAAUGCUAUGCAACCUUAGUUGAAGAUGAAGGAAUUUCUUUUAACUUUUUGGAUGACCCCAACCAGAACUAUGGAAUCACUCCUCAGUUGUGCGGAGUGUACCAUGAGAUUGUCUCUUGUGUUGGUAUUAAAACACGAGAGCCUGGUGAAGACUGCUCAUUUUAUGACGUUCAACGUUACGUGUACAACCAACUCAGGUGGCAGCCGACCGGAAAUAACUUGCCGAUAUAUGAUGAAUCAUACAGUAUUCGGGACUACUGUAGAGCCUAUCAGCCUGUGUGCUCAGCUGAGUAUAUCAUGGAUGCCCGCUACAGUGAUUGCUAUGGCAACUAUUGGGACUACUAUCAAAAUGACUGCAAAAAUAGCUUGGACCGAGAUCAUGUUAAGAAGUUUAUGAAGUGUGCAAAGACGCGGGCCGUUUUACGAGGGGAGACAGAUUGCACCAUAGAAGCUCUACGGGAUCUUAUUAAGUCAGACUCGCUCAACCUGGGAUUAACUAAACGUGGUGUGGACUUCGAUACAUGCAUCAAUGAUGAAGAUAUAACGGAGUUUAACAAUCUGUUUUCGGGAAGCGUGUGUACAAUGACACCGGUCAUUGAGCACCUGUCCAAGUCAUGUGCCGACACGAGGGACUCGUGUCCAGGAGCUCUGAACAAUCUUGUUACUGAAAAUAGCAGGGCAGGAUGCAGCUUUUUGACGCACACAUUUUCAUGUGUGAAUACCAAUUUGACGACUUAUGGCUGUACUGUUGACCAAAUGCUGGACACUAGUUUCCCUGAAGACUCUCUUUUCCACCUCUCUUCAGAUAAUAAAGACAAAUGCAGAGAAUAUCUGACAGAAGCUGCUUACACCUCCUGUUUUAGACCAGCCUUUUAUGAGAACAGAAUGGCAGCUUUUAACUGUGUUAACCUGACUGACAGUGCCCGUCAUGUGUUAGAUGCGGAUGACCCAACACUGUGCAGAAUGAGAGAGUACUCUGUACGGUGUCUAGGAAAUUUGGCCACAGAUGCUGGGGUCCAAUGCUCCACUCAAGACCUCACACAAGCAUUGACAGACAGCAUGGGCAUUCUAGAAACCAUACAGAGAAUAGCUGACUGCCGUACAUUUGAAGCCUCUGAUGUAUUUGGCACAUGCCCAGAUAUCACAACAGUGACAGACAACAGUUGUACAGACAAGACAUUUAUCUCAGACAUAGCUGUGGCUGUGUGCUUGCCACAACUUCAACAGUGGUACAUGUACAAUAACACAGAUACAAUGUACAAUAACACUGGAAUGCAGAACAACAACACUAUGAUGCAGAAUGGAACAAGCCAGAAUGGAACAAUGCAGAAUGCCACCAUACAGAAUGGAACAAGGCAGGAUCGUACCUUUAAUGCCAGCUGCAUUACAUUUGGUGAUUUAAAGUCGUGCACAAUGAAUACCACAAGGCGGUUAUUGCCAAUGAUUGAAGGGGAGAAAACAUCCUGUGCUAUGACUGACAUAGAGGGCGCAUUCGAGGAACACUCGCAACUUAUCUCACAAAAACUGGGACUCAACAUCACCACUUGUCAGGGUGCAUGCUUCCAAAAUCUUCGCGAGAUUGUGCACAACUGCUCCCUUGAUAUAGGUUACUAUAGUAGCUAUGAAAUCCCAUACUGCAGAAAGCAGCAGUACAUGUACCAGUGUGUGGAUGGGGCCUUGUACCGACAGAACAACAUGAAGCCAUGCGGUGCAGAGAACAUAAACUCUGCAAUUAGGGUUGCCACAGGGGGGAAGUUUAAUGGAUGUCCAGACCCCAGUCAAGAGCGGCCAGUUGAUGUUUGUAACAAUGUGACGGAUUUUGCUUCCCUGGCCGUACAGAGCUGUAUGGAACAGUUGCGAUGGCUUGGCAACUCUACAGACCUUUUAACUGAUGCUUGCAACACAACACUGAAGUCAAGGGUUGAGUCCUGCUUUAGGAGUACAGUACCCAAGUUUUCUCCUGCCUCUAAUUGUCUGAAUGACACUUCUCGCCUUAAUGACAAGAUUGUCGAAGCCAUCCUACAGGCUGCAACCAUGCUGAGCAUGUAUGAAACCAAGAUUGUGAUUCCUAUCCGGAAAUGCUAUGAUGAUGGUGAGGAGAAACCUGGGUUUUGUCCGGUGAUGGAUCGUUGUAACAUGCACUAUGGUCCUGACAGUGUCGUUAACAUGUGUACCAAAGACUCCCACUGUUACGAUGGUGACAAGUGCUGUCACGAUGGCUGUAGACUCCGGUGCAUGAAAACAGCCUACGAACAAGCUCUCUUUGAAGUUCGUUUCAAUUUGCCGAACGAGCUGUACGAUAGACAAUUUGAGUUUGAGACAUCUGAGUAUUCAAGCAUGAUUAUACAAAUGUUCGAAAUAUUAGACCUAUAUUCAUUGACCUAUAAUUUCUCCUCUGUUCGUAAAAGUCUAGCUGGGACCACUGACGUAUUCUUUAGUGUGAAAACCUUCCAUUUGCUCACCCUAUUUGACCUUACACGUGCAAUGAAACGUAUCACAGAGAACGACAAUGAAGUUAUCCUGUCUUACGUCCAGAUUCUGUCGGAGAAAACACGCGGACAAUGUCCAGCAUCCAGCAAUGUAUAUCCAUAUGAGACCUUGUGUGACAACGACUAUCACUGUCGAUAUCAAUUCCAAGCAGACGAUUACAAGUGUUGCUAUGACAAUGGAAUGAGAUGCUUGCACACUGAGAAUGAGACGCAGUCCAAAUGUUCCAGCAUGUAUGAUUUGUAUGAGGUAACCAGAGGAUAUUGUCAAGAAGAGCGAAACUUGUUUCUUCAGAACUUGGAACAACACAGCUGGGCUGCAUGCGGGGUAGUACAAAGGUUCACAUCGUGUAUGACAGACAUGCUCAAGAUUGUCUGGCCCGAUUGCGUGAACGCCCCAGACAUGUUCUUGUACGGACUUCACCAAUAUGUGGAUAUCAUCAAAGAGAAGGAGGAUAAAUGGGAACUCCAUGUCAUGGUGGACUUUCAGGCUUGCAGAGAGAACCUGUGUUACAACGAUUCAGCCAUCGUGAACAGCCUGGGAGGGAGGUGUGCAGGAAACGUGUCUGCUUUCAUCAGCCACGGUCAAAUGAACAGCCAAUCUUGCAACGCCCUCCUGAUGACCGCGGACUGUGUGGCCAAUGAUCUGGAGCAGCGCAGCUACAAUCGCUACAGAUGUGAAAGACAAGAGCUGUAUGAAUUCUUGAGUGGUGGAGCCAAAAACUUCACGGGUCAGAGCUGGGUUGACCAUGAGAUCUGUAACUCCCUGGUUUGCUUCACUCCAAACCUUCCAAGAUAUAUACAAGAUGAUUCUCUGUGUGGCAAAGCAGGGAAUCGAUACCUGGAUAAUGACAGGCAUAACUGCAGGGACUUUGAGAGCCUCGUGUUCUGUAUAAUGCUGUAUGGGACAGAGCAGGAGACGUGUUUCGCCCAGACGCUGGUUCCCAUGGUAAUGCGGGCGCUGAGUCAUAUCAACUCUACCUUGCGGAACCCAGAACCCAUGUGCUCUGAUGUAUGCAACUUCACAUGGACACCAAUGAGUCAACCAGCUGAGAAUCGGAUCACCAUAAACAUGACUGUUCACCCGCGGAGAAACACAACAGUCGUUUCCACCUUCAUUCCUGCGUUGUCCAGUGGCAUUGACAUGAACUCUGCUGGCAAGUGGAUUGGCAUCGGGGUCAACCCAGAAAAACAGAUGACUGGUACUGAUGCUUUCACUAUAGAAAACAUGGAUGGAAUGACCUUCAAAGUCAAUAACAGAUAUGCAAGCGCUAGGGCCCGGCCUAACAUCGACACUUACAACAACUUCUCUGUAGAUGUCCGUUCUGAUGAAACAGGCACGAGGUUCUCAUUCCAACGUCCAAUCGGAUCGGCUAGUGGAACUCCAAAUGAUCGCCCACUGAAUGGCCCUCUUUUCUUGAUAGUUGCCCAUGGUGAUAGUAGUAACGGUCAAAUUCAGAAACACUCUACCAAAUACACUUCAGAUGAGGCAAUUGACUUCACUUGUCCAACGGCAUAUGAACGUCUAAACCGCCAGCUGCCAAUGGAUGGAAAUAUGUGUAACAACGUGGCAACCAUCCGCUUUAUACUGGAGUUUGAAUGUAUUGAGGACCUUAACUACACCUGGAUGAACGACAGAGACAGAUGCUUGAUGGACAACUAUUUCUUUGGCUGUUUGCUGUCCAAGAUGGCAAAGUUCAACUGCACAUCUGGCGAGGUUGCUACCCAGUUUGAGUCCACAGAGGUGCGCACAGGGAUUAUUGGAAUGGAAACUGCGGGCUGUGAACUGGACCUGGAUUCCUGCAACAGGGAAAUGCUAUUGAACAGCUGGGCCCUCAGCGACACAUGUACCACGCCCCUGAUCUCCCUCUGGAGGGUGCCCAACAUUAACGAGGCUAGAAGCGCGGAUGGCAAAAAGAGUCUCAAAUGCAGUGUGUAUGAACAGUUUUAUGGAUGCUACGGGAGCCAUUACGAAUUUUCUUCACAGAACCAGUGUCAAAUAGAAGACUAUACUGAGGUUGCUAUGGAAAUGGUCAGACUGUACCAGAUGAUAAGUGUGUCUCAGAUUCCCAAUUUCACGAUUCCAGCCCAGAAUAUAAACUUUGCAGGAUGCCAGUCAGAAAACCUGACGGUUGUGUUGCCUGACCCUUGCGAUGAUGGCAGUGCACUUCUGGACAGAAUGUCUGUUGUAUGUCUAGGGCCUAUCUCCCAGUCCUUCAAGAUGAUGAACUACCCACCUGGAUGCCAUAUGCUACCAUCAGUGAUGGAAUGUAUGGCAUCUUACAACCAUUGCUGGGAUAGGGAAUCUAAAGAAGAGCAGGAUGCUCGCUUUGUGAGGGCCCUCCAGGAGAACCCCUCAUUUGUGGAACAAAUACUAGGCUUUGAUCCGGUCCCUUGUGUGCGACUUGCUGAAUGUCAGUCACAGCUUGAUGAAUCAACCUCCCGUUGGCCCGAAAUGACCUCGUAUGGAAUGGCUCUUCUUGGACUGUCAAACAUGAGUACGAAUGAAACCACGAAGAACCAGAGAUGCGCGUUAUUCAAUGACUACCACAUCAAUUAUGUUGACUGGCUUAAAAAAGAUGUUCCACAAUGUGAGGACAUGGCGGAAUUGUUCCUAGAGAGCAGACUGCCAUCUCUCAAUGCUUACUUCACCAUGAACAACUGGACUCACUGCACAUGGGAUGAGGAUCCAUGUGCUGAAGCUGGCUUUGUUAAAAUGAUGCAGUGUAUAAUGGUGGCUGGGGAUGCUUGUGCGUACCGUGAUUGUGUGGUGAAGAAAGCGCUGCCCCAGUGUGGAACCGAGGGUGUGAUUGAGGCUGUAGAACAGGAAUACAUGCUUCACCGGGGGGAGCAAAUGCCGCAGUGUGACGCAUCCAAUUGUCUGGUUUCCUACAACAACACAGUGCAAACGUGGUAUGCUUACACUGUGAAAUACUACUACAUGUCAGGAUACGGAUCAUUCCUUGCCAAAGAGCAGUAUUGCAUGGUACAAUUAAAGUUUUUCAACGAGAUCAGGCGACAGCUUGAUUCAUCGCUGGCCAUCUGUAGGGACCAAUUGGAUGUCUUUAUGACCAGACUGAAGGAAGAUUGGGACGCUGCAAGCCAGCAGGCUGGCCAUGAACCAUGUGACUUUGACAACAUUGAUCGUUGCCAAGACUAUGAGGCUGUUCUGAUGUUCAACUGUUACAAUAGUAAUGAGAAUGACUCAUGCAGGUUCUGGGAGUGUGUAGAUGACACCUUCAGGUCCAACUUCAGUGGGUGUAGUGUGAGCCAGAAAGACUACCAGGAUAAGGUCAACAUGCUCUUCGAAAAAUUAUACACAGCUAGACCAAAGCCCUGUAACACUGUUGAGCCCUGUUCUUCGAGUUACUUUGAGGUUGCCACAACAGAAGCAUGCAAGCCAUUCUAUGAGAAAUACCUAAACCAGAUGGACUGUGGGUCCUAUGAACUUUUCCUGGGCUGUAUAAAUGUUCAGAGCUAUGGCUACCACAACAGAACAUGUGGCAUCAGAAAAAUUCACAUGUACGUCGCUUCCAGAAUCCAUCAACUGACUGGGUUUCUGCCUAUCAUCUGUGGUCAGACGACUCAAAUGAUGACAAUGGAUGGGAAAGUCAAUCUUGAAGUGACUUUGAACUUGCCGGGUUCCAUUCAACUGGCUUUUGAAAUUGACCUUGACCUUGAUACACAGCAAGUUCUGACAAAGAUAGAUGAUCUUCGGGUCAGACGGCAAGCCGAGGGCAUUAGUGACAUCAUAUCAAUCAGAAAUGUUAGUGGAAGGAUAAUUGCUGUGGACAUGUUUUCAAACAGCUCGUUAACAGAAGCUGAUACGAUGUAUGGAGGCUCGAAUGAUGUUCGCAUCAUCGAUAUCAGGAGCGAGAAUGGAAAGACGCAGGUCGUUGUUGAGCGCCCUGCUAAUGCCACAGACAUGUAUGAUCUUGGGUUACAGGGCACUAUGUCUUUAACUCUUGGAUAUGCCCCAAUCGACGGUCCAUACACCCUGCUAGAAGCUUCGCAGAUUGACACAAGCUUUUAUGAUGUAUUUUCUAUGUUGGACAACAAUUUCCCGAUGCAUCCAGAAAAUCUAUGCGAUAACGAGUACAUCUUGUCGGCCAUGUUGGAAACCUUGUGUCUUAUUGAUGAUUAUUAUGAGGAAGGAGCAUCCAAUCAGACCAUGUGUCUUGCGGAAUACCGAAGCGUUGUUUGCCUUGGAGACAAACUGAGUGAUAUGGCUAAAUGUGAUGACAUGACAAUUAGAGAGGUCUUAAAUCGUCCAAGUGUCCGCGAAAGAUUCUUCAACAAAACUGAUCCCAGUUGUGAUAAAGAGUUCCCGUGUGAGAUGUUUAUGUUAGCCCAUGGUGAAUAUAUUGGGCCAGUGUGUUUAGCAAGCAUCAUAACUCUGGUCCACACGCCUGUAGACAAUAUUCUGAAUGUGAACCAGAUCAACAGCUCUCAAACCAUGGCUUGCAAUGUAUGGACCCAGGCUAUGAAAUGUGCCUAUGGAACCAUGAUGGCAACAGACUACAGUUUUACCACGUCCUGCAGUCUCGAGUCUCAGUUUAAACCUGCUCUGGUGGCACUUGCCCACAUGUCCACAGAAAACUCGGAACCAGGACCUGCGCAUGAUGUGGACUACUUUAACCAAUGUGCAUCCAGCCAGGAAAACAUUUUUGACUCCUGUCCAACAAAGGAUGAGUUGUUAUACACCACCGUCGCCGCGUGCGGUCUUGGUGUUCUGUCCAGUGGCGAGCAGUAUCAAUAUCAAUGCAGGUAUUUGAGGGGUUGCACAGAUGCGAUUAAGGGGGCCUACAUGACCUACUGCCCUCAAAUUGACGACCUUGUUGACGCUGGAUGGCAGAACCUUACCUAUGCCAACUACAUCGAGAGUGUGAUUGGCUUUAACCCGUCAUCAUGCGGCGAUGAGCCCAGGAAAUGCGAUGAUGCCUGCCCAGAAAUAUUUAAACCUGUUUGUGCCAUACACAUGGACUCUGAUAUGAUGAUGACAUUCGAUAACCAGUGCUUCUUGGACAUAGCAAAUUGCCAGGAAGGAAACAGAUGGAUGUUUAAAUCUGACCAUGCAUGCGAUUAUAUGGAAUCUAAAUGUAGUGAAGCAAUGUACAUGAAGGUCAUGGAAGAGGAUUGUGAACAAUGGCUCGAGAGAUUUAAAAACACGGACAAUUGCGGGAGUUACGAGGGCCUACUUGGCUGUAUCAACACAAAUAUUCUCACAGAAACGAUGAUGAAAUGUCGGUUCUCAGACAUCAGUAGAAGUAUUCAGCAACAUGUGUACAUCAAAACGGGAUUUAUGCCUCAUGCUUGUGACGUAGCAGUAUCGCUCAUCUCUGAAGAUGGUCAGAUAUCAAUGGUUGUUGGAAUACUGCCAAAUGGGGAUGAACAUUUCCAAGUUCGAGCUCCACAGUCUACGUUUUCUUACUCCAACAUAGCAUUGAUAGUGAUGCCCCGAAACGUAAAACGUCAAACUGCAGAUACAGAACUGCGGGACCUCAUAGUGAUAACCGAGGAUUAUAUGAGUCAGUAUAUGGUAGUUGACAUGUUUAUGGAUGGCGAUUCUGCUCGAUUUGACAAGGAUUUCGGAGGAUAUGAUAACUUCAGCAAUCUCACAGUGGAAAUUGACGACAGCGCUGUCACAAUUACUUUCACUCGACAGAAGACUGACCACCGCGACAUUUAUCUCCUAGGUCACCAUUCGGUCGAACUUAUGAAGGUGGACAAAACUUCAAAUGUUACAGAAUUCCUCGCCUCAGACAAUAUCUAUCUCACAGAUCGGUUCGGUGAACUAGAGGAAAUGUUCCCAACUAAUGCACAAGGCCUGUGCUCCAAUCCUUGGGUGAUGGGAGAAAUUCUGGAUGUACUUUGUUUCAAAGAAGAUUAUAACCGACCCAAUGCAACGGGUCAGGAUAUGUGCUUCGCGGAGUGGAGGUCCUUGGCCUGCUAUAGUAACACCCUGAAGGGCCUGGGAGUUAACUGUACCGACGAUUCCAUCAGAGGGGUGACAGCUGACAGAGAUUUCCGCCCUCAAUAUUUCAACAAAACUGAACCAUACUGUGAGGCUGAAUUCCCAUGUGAGAUGGCGUUGUUGACCUAUGGUGAAGAGAUCGCCCACCAUUGUUUGCCCUCGGUUAUAAACCUGCUGCAUUCCCCAGUUCAAGGAAUCUUGUCCAUGCUCACUAUGGAUAAUUCUACGUUCAUGUCUUGCAACGUUUGGUCCCAGGCAUUCUGGUGUGCCUAUUCAAUACUGGAAGAGCACAAUGUGAACAUGAUGUCAUGUGAUGAAAGCGAUAACUUCGAGCCAGCCUUUGUGGCCUUAACCCUGAUAGCUACAGAGGACAGGGAACCAGUACCCAGGAUAGGAGCCAGGCACUUUGAACAGUGUGACCUGCUGCCCAGGCCAACAAGUGGCUGUCCGGACGAUGACAACCUUCUAUACCUGACGGUGGCUUCAUGUGGAAACUAUCUGCUCCAGACUUACAACUCCACACACAGUUAUGAAGAAGCAUGCAGCACACUUGGUUACUGCAUGGCUAAGAUUGGUGAAGCAUACAGGCCAUAUUGUGACAACAUCAGUAACAUAACUCGUGACGCCCAGUCUAACCUCGGGUUUGCCAUGUACAUGGAAGAAGUUCUUGGCUUCAGUCCAAAAAAUUGCACGUUUGCAAGCAUGGAGGAAACCCUAUGUUAUGGAAAAUUUUAUGAGCUACAAGGCUUCUUCCCCUUGUCGAGGCAGUAUGAUUACGUGGACAGAUUUGGAGACAUGCUUGACGCUAACGAAAGAUGCUCUGUGGUGAAUAUGUUGAACAGUCACUAUAAAGAAUUCAUGAUUGAGAAAGCUGACGAAUGCCAGGCCUUUUUGGAACCCUUUUUGGAAAACCAGUUAGAAGAAAUGUGGUCGGACUAUGACAAGAAGAACUGGUCACACUGUACUGGAGAAGAAAGUCCUUGCUCUAAAUAUGGACUGGUGGCAUUCAUGAUGUGCUAUCAACAUAUUGCUGAUGGGAAAGCUGAUGGUUGCAUGUUUGAAGAAUGCUUGGCUACGAGCCCUUUGACAAGGCAGUGUAACAUCACAAAAGAAAACCUACAUGAGUCACUAGAAAUGGUGCUACCCAAACUGAAAGUACCAUCUCCUCCAAAGUGCUCAGACCAGUGUGCUUUCACUUGUACCGCCCAGUAUUUGCCAGUUUGCGGCUUUGACCGUACGACUGACAAGUAUCAUAACUAUGGAAAUGAGUGUGUCUUCAGGCUGGAAAAUUGCCAUACAGGAGGAAGACUGGAAUUCAUUCAUAAUGGGGAAUGCAGGGAAGCAGAGUGCAAUGAGGGAAUGUACAUAAGGAUGAUGGAAGACAAUUGUGUAGAAUGGCGGAACAGAGUUGUCCAGGAUCCAAACAACUGCAGGAAAUACGAAGGUCUUCUGGGUUGUAUCAACACGAAUAUUUUUGCAGAAACGACGAUGAAAUGUCAUUUUUCGAACAUAAGUAGGGGUAUUCAGUCACGUGUCAUCCCUCAUACGGAUGUUUUACCUCACGUUUGUGACGUAGCAGUAUCGCUCAUCUCUGAAGAUGGUCAGAUAUCAAUGGUUGUUGGCAUACUGCCAAAUGGGGACGAACAUUUCCGAGUCAAAGCCCCACACUCCACGUUUUCUGACUUCAACAUAGCAUUGAUAGUGAUGCCCGCAAUUAGAAAACGUCAAACAGAUAUGGAACCGCGGGACCUCAUAGUUAUAACCAAGGAUUAUAUGAAUCAGUAUAUGGCAGUUGACAUGUUUAUGGAUGGUGAAUCUGCUCAAUUUGACAAGGAUUUCGGAGGAUAUGAUAACUUCAGCAAUCUCACAGUGGAAAGUGACAACAGCGCUGUCACAAUUACUUUCACUCGACAGAAGACUGAUCACCGCGACGUGUAUCUCCACGGUCAACAUUCGGUCGAACUAAUGAAGGUGGACAAAGCUUCAAAUGUUACAGAAUUCCUCGCCUCAGACAAUAUCUAUCUCACAGAUCGGUUCGGUGAACUAGAGGAAAUGUUCCCCACAAAUGCACAAGGCCUGUGCUCCAAUCCUUGGGUGAUGGGAGAAAUUCUGGAUGUGCUGUGUUUCAAAGAAGAUUAUAACCGUCCCAAUGCAACGAGUCAGGAUAUGUGCUUCGCGGAGUGGAGGUCCUUGGCCUGCUAUAAUAACAUCUUGAAGGGCCUGGGAGUUAACUGUACCGACGAUUCCAUCAGAGGGGUGACAGCUGACAGAGAUUUCCGCCCUCAAUAUUUCAACAAAACUGAACCAUACUGUGAGGCUGAAUUCCCAUGUGAGAUGGCAUUGUUGACCUAUGGUGAAGAGAUCGCCCACCAUUGUUUGCCCUCGGUUAUAAACCUGCUGCAUUCUCCAGUUGAGGGAAUCCUGUCCAUGCUCACUAUGGAUAAUUCUACAUUCAUGUCUUGCAACGUUUGGUCCCAGGCAUUCUGGUGUGCCUAUUCAAUACUGGAAGAGCAUAAUGUGAACAUGAUGUCAUGUGAUGAAAGCGAGAACUUCCAGCCAGCUUUUGUGACCUUAGCCCUGAUAGCCACAGAGGACAGGGAACCAGUACCCAGGAUUGGAGCUAGGCACUUUGAACAGUGUGACCUGCUGCCCAGGCCAACAAGUGGCUGUCCAGAGGAUGACAACCUUCUAUACCUGACAGUGGCUUCAUGUGGAAACUAUCUGCUCCAAACUUACAACUCCACUCACAGUUAUGAAGAAGCAUGCAGCACACUUGGUUACUGCAUGGCUAAGAUUGGUGAAGCAUACAGGCCAUAUUGUGACAACAUUGGUAACAUUACUCGGGAUGCCCAGUCUAACCUCGGGUUUGCCAUGUACAUGGAAGAAGUUCUUGGCUUCAGUCCAAAAAAUUGCACAUUUGCAAGCAUGGAGGAAACCCUAUGUUAUGGAAAAUUUUAUGAGCUACAAGGCUUCUUCCCCUUGUCGAGGCAGUAUGAUUACGUGGACAGAUUUGGAGACAUGCUUGACGCUAACGAAAGAUGCUCUGUGGUGAAUAUGCUGAACAGUCACUAUAUAGAAUUCAUGAAUGAGAAAGCUGACGAAUGCCAGGCCUUUUUGGAACCCUUUUUGGAAAACCAGCUUGAAGAAAUGUGGUCGGACUAUGACAAGAAGAACUGGUCACACUGUACUGGAGAAGAAAGUCCUUGCUCUAAAUAUGGACUGGUGGCAUUCAUGAUGUGCUAUCAACAUAUUGCUGAUGGGAAAGCUGAUGGUUGCAUGUUUGAAGAAUGCUUGGCUACGAGCCCUUUGACAAGGCAGUGUAACAUCACAAAAGAAAACCUACAUGAGUCACUAGAAAUGGUGCUACCCAAACUGAAAGUACCAUCUCCUCCAAAGUGCUCAGACCAGUGUGCUUUCACUUGUACCGCCCAGUAUUUGCCAGUUUGCGGCUUUGACCGUACGACUGACAAGUAUCAUAACUAUGGAAAUGAGUGUGUCUUCAGGCUGGAAAAUUGCCAUACAGGAGGAAGACUGGAAUUUAUUCAUAAUGGGGAAUGCAGGGAAGCAGAGUGCAAUGAGGGAAUGUACAUAAGGAUGAUGGAAGACAAUUGUGUAGAAUGGCGGAACAGAGUUGUCCAGGAUCCAAACAACUGCAGGAAAUACGAAGGUCUUCUGGGUUGUAUCAACACGAAUAUUUUUGCAGAAACGACGAUGAAAUGUCAUUUUUCGAACAUAAGUAGGGGUAUUCAGUCACGUGUCAUCCCUCAUACGGAUGUUUUACCUCACGUUUGUGACGUAGCAGUAUCGCUCAUCUCUGAAGAUGGUCAGAUAUCAAUGGUUGUUGGCAUACUGCCAAAUGGGGACGAACAUUUCCGAGUCAAAGCCCCACACUCCACGUUUUCUGACUUCAACAUAGCAUUGAUAGUGAUGCCCGCAAUUAGAAAACGUCAAACAGAUAUGGAACCGCGGGACCUCAUAGUUAUAACCAAGGAUUAUAUGAAUCAGUAUAUGGCAGUUGACAUGUUUAUGGAUGGUGAAUCUGCUCAAUUUGACAAGGAUUUCGGAGGAUAUGAUAACUUCAGCAAUCUCACAGUGGAAAGUGACAACAGCGCUGUCACAAUUACUUUCACUCGACAGAAGACUGAUCACCGCGACGUGUAUCUCCACGGUCAACAUUCGGUCGAACUAAUGAAGGUGGACAAAGCUUCAAAUGUUACAGAAUUCCUCGCCUCAGACAAUAUCUAUCUCACAGAUCGGUUCGGUGAACUAGAGGAAAUGUUCCCCACAAAUGCACAAGGCCUGUGCUCCAAUCCUUGGGUGAUGGGAGAAAUUCUGGAUGUGCUGUGUUUCAAAGAAGAUUAUAACCGUCCCAAUGCAACGAGUCAGGAUAUGUGCUUCGCGGAGUGGAGGUCCUUGGCCUGCUAUAAUAACAUCUUGAAGGGCCUGGGAGUUAACUGUACCGACGAUUCCAUCAGAGGGGUGACAGCUGACAGAGAUUUCCGCCCUCAAUAUUUCAACAAAACUGAACCAUACUGUGAGGCUGAAUUCCCAUGUGAGAUGGCAUUGUUGACCUAUGGUGAAGAGAUCGCCCACCAUUGUUUGCCCUCGGUUAUAAACCUGCUGCAUUCUCCAGUUGAGGGAAUCCUGUCCAUGCUCACUAUGGAUAAUUCUACAUUCAUGUCUUGCAACGUUUGGUCCCAGGCAUUCUGGUGUGCCUAUUCAAUACUGGAAGAGCAUAAUGUGAACAUGAUGUCAUGUGAUGAAAGCGAGAACUUCCAGCCAGCUUUUGUGACCUUAGCCCUGAUAGCCACAGAGGACAGGGAACCAGUACCCAGGAUUGGAGCUAGGCACUUUGAACAGUGUGACCUGCUGCCCAGGCCAACAAGUGGCUGUCCAGAGGAUGACAACCUUCUAUACCUGACAGUGGCUUCAUGUGGAAACUAUCUGCUCCAAACUUACAACUCCACUCACAGUUAUGAAGAAGCAUGCAGCACACUUGGUUACUGCAUGGCUAAGAUUGGUGAAGCAUACAGGCCAUAUUGUGACAACAUUGGUAACAUUACUCGGGAUGCCCAGUCUAACCUCGGGUUUGCCAUGUACAUGGAAGAAGUUCUUGGCUUCAGUCCAAAAAAUUGCACAUUUGCAAGCAUGGAGGAAACCCUAUGUUAUGGAAAAUUUUAUGAGCUACAAGGCUUCUUCCCCUUGUCGAGGCAGUAUGAUUACGUGGACAGAUUUGGAGACAUGCUUGACGCUAACGAAAGAUGCUCUGUGGUGAAUAUGCUGAACAGUCACUAUAUAGAAUUCAUGAAUGAGAAAGCUGACGAAUGCCAGGCCUUUUUGGAACCCUUUUUGGAAAACCAGCUUGAAGAAAUGUGGUCGGACUAUGACAAGAAGAACUGGUCACACUGUACUGGAGAAGAAAGUCCUUGCUCUAAAUAUGGACUGGUGGCAUUCAUGAUGUGCUAUCAACAUAUUGCUGAUGGGAAAGCUGAUGGUUGCAUGUUUGAAGAAUGCUUGGCUACGAGCCCUUUGACAAGGCAGUGUAACAUCACAAAAGAAAACCUACAUGAGUCACUAGAAAUGGUGCUACCCAAACUGAAAGUACCAUCUCCUCCAAAGUGCUCAGACCAGUGUGCUUUCACUUGUACCGCCCAGUAUUUGCCAGUUUGCGGCUUUGACCCUACGACUGACAAGUAUCAUAACUAUGGAAAUGAGUGUGUCUUCAGGCUGGAAAAUUGCCAUACAGGAGGAAGACUGGAAUUUAUUCAUAAUGGGGAAUGCAGGGAAGCAGAGUGCAAUGAGGGAAUGUACAUAAGGAUGAUGGAAGACAAUUGUGUAGAAUGGCGGAACAGAGUUGUCCAGGAUCCAAACAACUGCAGGAAAUACGAAGGUCUUCUGGGUUGUAUCAACACGAAUAUUUUUGCAGAGACGACAAUGAAAUGUCAUUUUUCGAACAUAAGUAGGGGUAUUCAGUCACGUGUCAUCGCUCAUACGGAUGUUUUACCUCACGUUUGUGACGUAGCAGUAUCGCUCAUCUCUGAAGAUGGUCAGAUAUCAAUGGUUGUUGGCAUACUGCCAAAUGGGGACGAACAUUUCCGAGUCAAAGCCCCACACUCCACGUUUUCUGACUUCAACAUAGCAUUGAUAGUGAUGCCCGCAAUUAGAAAACGUCAAACAGAUAUGGAACCGCGGGACCUCAUAGUUAUAACCAAGGAUUAUAUGAAUCAGUAUAUGGCAGUUGACAUGUUUAUGGAUGGUGAAUCUGCUCAAUUUGACAAGGAUUUCGGAGGAUAUGAUAACUUCAGCAAUCUCACAGUGGAAAGUGACAACAGCGCUGUCACAAUUACUUUCACUCGACAGAAGACUGAUCACCGCGACGUGUAUCUCCACGGUCAACAUUCGGUCGAACUAAUGAAGGUGGACAAAGCUUCAAAUGUUACAGAAUUCCUCGCCUCAGACAAUAUCUAUCUCACAGAUCGGUUCGGUGAACUAGAGGAAAUGUUCCCCACAAAUGCACAAGGCCUGUGCUCCAAUCCUUGGGUGAUGGGAGAAAUUCUGGAUGUGCUGUGUUUCAAAGAAGAUUAUAACCGUCCCAAUGCAACGAGUCAGGAUAUGUGCUUCGCGGAGUGGAGGUCCUUGGCCUGCUAUAAUAACAUCUUGAAGGGCCUGGGAGUUAACUGUACCGACGAUUCCAUCAGAGGGGUGACAGCUGACAGAGAUUUCCGCCCUCAAUAUUUCAACAAAACUGAACCAUACUGUGAGGCUGAAUUCCCAUGUGAGAUGGCAUUGUUGACCUAUGGUGAAGAGAUCGCCCACCAUUGUUUGCCCUCGGUUAUAAACCUGCUGCAUUCUCCAGUUGAGGGAAUCCUGUCCAUGCUCACUAUGGAUAAUUCUACAUUCAUGUCUUGCAACGUUUGGUCCCAGGCAUUCUGGUGUGCCUAUUCAAUACUGGAAGAGCAUAAUGUGAACAUGAUGUCAUGUGAUGAAAGCGAGAACUUCCAGCCAGCUUUUGUGACCUUAGCCCUGAUAGCCACAGAGGACAGGGAACCAGUACCCAGGAUUGGAGCUAGGCACUUUGAACAGUGUGACCUGCUGCCCAGGCCAACAAGUGGCUGUCCAGAGGAUGACAACCUUCUAUACCUGACAGUGGCUUCAUGUGGAAACUAUCUGCUCCAAACUUACAACUCCACUCACAGUUAUGAAGAAGCAUGCAGCACACUUGGUUACUGCAUGGCUAAGAUUGGUGAAGCAUACAGGCCAUAUUGUGACAACAUUGGUAACAUUACUCGGGAUGCCCAGUCUAACCUCGGGUUUGCCAUGUACAUGGAAGAAGUUCUUGGCUUCAGUCCAAAAAAUUGCACAUUUGCAAGCAUGGAGGAAACCCUAUGUUAUGGAAAAUUUUAUGAGCUACAAGGCUUCUUCCCCUUGUCGAGGCAGUAUGAUUACGUGGACAGAUUUGGAGACAUGCUUGACGCUAACGAAAGAUGCUCUGUGGUGAAUAUGCUGAACAGUCACUAUAUAGAAUUCAUGAAUGAGAAAGCUGACGAAUGCCAGGCCUUUUUGGAACCCUUUUUGGAAAACCAGCUUGAAGAAAUGUGGUCGGACUAUGACAAGAAGAACUGGUCACACUGUACUGGAGAAGAAAGUCCUUGCUCUAAAUAUGGACUGGUGGCAUUCAUGAUGUGCUAUCAACAUAUUGCUGAUGGGAAAGCUGAUGGUUGCAUGUUUGAAGAAUGCUUGGCUACGAGCCCUUUGACAAGGCAGUGUAACAUCACAAAAGAAAACCUACAUGAGUCACUAGAAAUGGUGCUACCCAAACUGAAAGUACCAUCUCCUCCAAAGUGCUCAGACCAGUGUGCUUUCACUUGUACCGCCCAGUAUUUGCCAGUUUGCGGCUUUGACCCUACGACUGACAAGUAUCAUAACUAUGGAAAUGAGUGUGUCUUCAGGCUGGAAAAUUGCCAUACAGGAGGAAGACUGGAAUUUAUUCAUAAUGGGGAAUGCAGGGAAGCAGAGUGCAAUGAGGGAAUGUACAUAAGGAUGAUGGAAGACAAUUGUGUAGAAUGGCGGAACAGAGUUGUCCAGGAUCCAAACAACUGCAGGAAAUACGAAGGUCUUCUGGGUUGUAUCAACACGAAUAUUUUUGCAGAGACGACAAUGAAAUGUCAUUUUUCGAACAUAAGUAGGGGUAUUCAGUCACGUGUCAUCGCUCAUACGGAUGUUUUACCUCACGUUUGUGACGUAGCAGUAUCGCUCAUCUCUGAAGAUGGUCAGAUAUCAAUGGUUGUUGGCAUACUGCCAAAUGGGGACGAACAUUUCCGAGUCAAAGCCCCACACUCCACGUUUUCUGACUUCAACAUAGCAUUGAUAGUGAUGCCCGCAAUUAGAAAACGUCAAACAGAUAUGGAACCGCGGGACCUCAUAGUUAUAACCAAGGAUUAUAUGAAUCAGUAUAUGGCAGUUGACAUGUUUAUGGAUGGUGAAUCUGCUCAAUUUGACAAGGAUUUCGGAGGAUAUGAUAACUUCAGCAAUCUCACAGUGGAAAGUGACAACAGCGCUGUCACAAUUACUUUCACUCGACAGAAGACUGAUCACCGCGACGUGUAUCUCCACGGUCAACAUUCGGUCGAACUAAUGAAGGUGGACAAAGCUUCAAAUGUUACAGAAUUCCUCGCCUCAGACAAUAUCUAUCUCACAGAUCGGUUCGGUGAACUAGAGGAAAUGUUCCCCACAAAUGCACAAGGCCUGUGCUCCAAUCCUUGGGUGAUGGGAGAAAUUCUGGAUGUGCUGUGUUUCAAAGAAGAUUAUAACCGUCCCAAUGCAACGAGUCAGGAUAUGUGCUUCGCGGAGUGGAGGUCCUUGGCCUGCUAUAAUAACAUCUUGAAGGGCCUGGGAGUUAACUGUACCGACGAUUCCAUCAGAGGGGUGACAGCUGACAGAGAUUUCCGCCCUCAAUAUUUCAACAAAACUGAACCAUACUGUGAGGCUGAAUUCCCAUGUGAGAUGGCAUUGUUGACCUAUGGUGAAGAGAUCGCCCACCAUUGUUUGCCCUCGGUUAUAAACCUGCUGCAUUCUCCAGUUGAGGGAAUCCUGUCCAUGCUCACUAUGGAUAAUUCUACAUUCAUGUCUUGCAACGUUUGGUCCCAGGCAUUCUGGUGUGCCUAUUCAAUACUGGAAGAGCAUAAUGUGAACAUGAUGUCAUGUGAUGAAAGCGAGAACUUCCAGCCAGCUUUUGUGACCUUAGCCCUGAUAGCCACAGAGGACAGGGAACCAGUACCCAGGAUUGGAGCUAGGCACUUUGAACAGUGUGACCUGCUGCCCAGGCCAACAAGUGGCUGUCCAGAGGAUGACAACCUUCUAUACCUGACAGUGGCUUCAUGUGGAAACUAUCUGCUCCAAACUUACAACUCCACUCACAGUUAUGAAGAAGCAUGCAGCACGCUGGGUUACUGCAUGUCUAAGAUUGGUGAAGCAUACAGGCCAUAUUGUGACAACAUUGGUAACAUAACUCGGGACGCCCAGUCUAACCUCGGGUUUGCCAUGUACAUGGAAGAAGUUCUUGGCUUCAGUCCAGAAAAUUGCACCUUUACAAAUAUGGACCAGUGUGCCUAUGCAUGCCCCACUGUGUAUGAACCCAUAUGUGGCUGGGACCACAGAGAUGGGACAUACCAUACAUACGGCAAUGAAUGCGAAUUACAGCGGGAAAACUGUACAGUUCAUGGGAGAUUACAGCCGAGAUAUGAUGGGGAAUGCAGAGUUGAAAUAGGGAUGGGUUGCGAGAUGAGUAACGAGUGUGGAACUGGUGCUGUAUGCAUGGGUGACGAAAGAAGGGAUACACGAGCUGAUCAUGGCAAUGACACUGCCGCCAACCACACCGGCAUGGUGUGUCGCUGUGACGAUGAACACUAUGACAACAAUGGAAGGAUGAUGGGAGGAUUAUGCCAAGAGAAAUCAUGUAGCAUGCUGGACCAGUACCCGGGAAGCUAUAUUCCAAACAUUGAACAGGAGCCACAGGAAAGUUGCAGGUUAUUCUUGGCUGAAGGUGUGAGGCUUUACAAGGCUAUCGGGUUCCUAGACCUGAUGUUUAUUAAACGGUGUGCUCUGGAUUCCUUCACUGCGGAUGGAGUCCCUGAAGCACGUGUACAAGAGUUUGAUUCUUGUGACACGAUGUAUUACAACAUGUAUGGUGGGGCUCUGGUGUUUGAAGAUGAAGGCUUCCCGUGGUCCGUGGAACUCCUCAACCCCGUAUCAAUUGUGUACAAACAUUACAGGAAUGUGACUGAGGCAACUGUUAUGGGAACUCUUCCACAAGGAACCUUCUUGUUAAUACAAGAGGCCAGUGAUGCUGCUCCUGGUGUGCGAUUCUCGGCCAUGAUAUUGGUACAAAAGACGAGUGAUGUUACUCCUGAGAUGAUAUCUCAAAACUUGAAUAGCCUCACCUCUAUAAGAGAGGCUACAUUUGCACGAUUUUCUGAUAAUCCGGAUAGUCCUCCACAACCACCUCCUGCUUAAAGGACAUCAACCACGUCACUAUCAUGUGAUCAUCAAAUGAAUUAAAAACUCGUUUCAAAAGACAAUUAAAUAAAUUGUUGCCAAAUACAAGCUUUUUGUGACUUUGGACAAGAUCAUUUUUUGUUUACUCACUUUAUAAUAAUCAUAGCUCAAUUUAAUCCGGUCGUUUAUUAUGUAUGUGUGUUAUAAGUCUGAUCACUCAUGAAUCUCAGUGACAAAUAACUUAUGACCUCUGUUAUCAUUAUAUUGUGAUGUGGUCAACUCUUGAUGAAUUAAUAAUUUGUGCUCAUUGAAAACCUCUUCUUUAGCAACAAAUGACCCUUAAUGCAAAAAAAAAAUCAUAAUUAUGAUAUUUGUAGUUUUGUAGAAAAUUGCGUAACAACCAUGAUAACCACAUGGGGUUGCAACACUAUCCAUGUAUGAAAUCCACUUAUUUUGCAUAAUACCAUAUAUAUCUGAAAGCAUAAAGUCAACCAUAAAGUAAUACUCAUAUAAUAAUCUUAUUUCUCUUUUAGUAUACCAGGACAAUUUUGAAAUGAUAGCUGUAUGACAUACAAUAAAUGUAAAUAACUUUACAACCAUUUUAUGGUUGAUAUCAUACUAUUUUUCUUUCUAAAGUCGCAUAUAUGGUAUUAUAUGUGAUUUUCAAAAUCUUUAUUUAGCUAUUGGAACUCUAUAAGCAUUUUAUUCGCUCAAAUUAGAAUUUGUAUUUUUUUAAUAAAACAGACCACUUCAGCUUGUCAGGUACUGCAGACCCCAGUUUCUCAAAACAUCUUAGUCCCUUAUAACAGGAUCAGACUCAGCACGCUAUUUUUGAUUGGGUAUAAAUUAUGUUAUAUUCUCUUUUGAAAGAGUUUUGUGGUUUUUAAAGUAAAUAAUACUUGAGAUAAACAAGAUAAACUACUUGUUGUUUCAUGAAAUCAUAUUUAUGUUAGUAAUUUUGUUUCAUGCAAUAAGAUACUUAUGUAAGUUACGCUAAAGAAUUUUCGAGAAAUUGGGGUGUACUAGUUUUGAAUUUUAAUACUCUCAGUACCUAUUAUUAAAUUAUAAUACUCUCAGGUACUGUUCUCUUGUAGUCAUUUUUUACAUGUAUUUUCUCACUGUAUUAUAGUGCAUAAUGUAUUUAGCCAGAGGAUUUUUUCUUACUCUUACAGCCGGACUGUUGUAACAUUCCAAUUAUUCCUACAUAUAUCUUUACAUGAAUUUAUUAUUGAUUUAUUUUCUUUCUCUUUUUUAUGUAUGAAUGAUUAUUAUGAAAAUUGUAAGUUAUCAUUGAUAUACAUUUUGUUUUGAGUAUUUGUAUUUUUCUUAUUCUUAUUUCCAAGUGCCGUUUAGUGUUAAAGUAUAAAACAUAUCAAAGAGAUUCUUUACACAUAUCAAAUAUUAUUUGCUUUUACAUUAAUAUAAGUAUUUUUCUUAUUCUUUGUUAACAACGGAAUUUCUUAUUUAGUUUUCAUCAUGAAUUUUCCUUCCUUUGGGUGAUAAAGUAAAACAUAGAAAAGUAGAGUUUAUAAUUAUAAAUGAACAUGUGCUGUGUAAUGCCUAAAUAAAAUCACUAUAUUUGA